AUGUGGAUCAACUGCGGGAAACUCUCGGACUUCACGCAGGCGCGAUACGUGGUCCGUCUGACCACAGGCAAGAAGGUGGUCUUAUUCCGGCUCCCGACGAUCGACAGCUCAAGCUUGAAAGCCAAUGAGACCAAUGACGGCUGGUCAUACUACGCCAUGGAGGCAGAAUGCCCACAUGCUGGCGGUCCAAUGGCCGACUCUUCGGUUGACAUUGAGGACUCGGCGUAUGUCGUGUCGUGCCCGUGGCACGCAUACGAUUUCAACGUAGAGACCGGCGAAUCGAGCGUCGGAAUCAAGGCCUGCACGUUUCCUGUGGAUGUGCGUGGCGAGUUCGUUGCGCUGGAUUUCCCCGCCGAGGAUGGGGUCAGCGUCGGGCUUGCUAGUGUCGAUCCUGUCACUGAGAAAGUCAAGCUUAAGCACCCGCGACCUGCGGACAAGACCGUUGCUUCUCCUGCUACCACUCCUGCGGCUACUGCCAUUUCUGCUUCUGCUUCUGAGGGCCAAGACAAUCCCGGCAUGGCGACAUAUCUCGGCGACGACGCGACGUUGUGUGACUGGGCCGCCCACAUUCUCAAUACCGCUAAUCCGGAGCACAAGAUCGAGUUGGCUACGCAUCUUUUCUCUAUUUUCACUGCUCGGGAGGCUUCUGAUUCACCCAUGCCGCUUGGCCGGGGCACGGUUGCUGCGCCCGACCAGCCGCCGCGCGAGAAAAUGGAAACUGUUGACCCAGGCCACAUGCCCAAGGCGGGACGAGGCGGGACCUUAAAGAGCCGUAUCGCCAUGCUCCAUGCGCUAGCAAAUAUCGAACUGUGGGCUAUCGACUUGGCUAUUGAUAUCUGCAUUCGCUUUGCGACUUUCCAAACCGAGGGGACGCGCCAGGAACUCCCGCGUGCAUACUUCUACGACUGGCUGAAGGUCGCAAACGACGAGGCUAAGCACUUCUCCCUGCUCCGCACCAGACUCGAGGAGAUGGGAUCUAGCUUUGGUUCGCUCCCGGUACACCACAGUUUGUGGCUAUCGGCAACUGAAACUGCGUACGACCUCCGAGCGAGAAUCAGUAUUAUCGCUCUGGUGCACGAAGCACGCGGCUUGGAUGUUAACCCUAUGACGAUUGAGAAGUUCCGCAAAGCUGGUGACGGUGAGAGUGUGGCAACUCUGGAGAUUAUUCACAACGACGAAAUCACGCAUGUCACCACUGGUCAUCGGUGGCUGACGUGGAUCUGUGCCCAAGAGGGAACUGAUCCUGUUCAGGUCUUCCGGUCAAAUGUACAGAAGCAUUUCAAGGGUCCGAUCCGGGGACCAUUUAACGAAGAAGCGCGCUUGCAGGCUGGAAUGGACAAGCGCUAUUACGAGAACUCGUGUGCUCCCAGUGCGGGUAUUACAGCUUCAUGA
Molecule: messenger RNA, 1392 nt
Organism: Penicillium digitatum Pd1
Lineage: Eukaryota; Fungi; Ascomycota; Eurotiomycetes; Eurotiales; Aspergillaceae
Product: Rieske [2Fe-2S] domain protein
Molecular function (GO): 2 iron, 2 sulfur cluster binding
Source: RefSeq, a predicted model, not a curated record